UGUUUGGACACCUGGCUGAUGCUUAUGUAAACCUGAUCUGCUAGAUCUUGACACUUGUACAAAUAUGUAUAAUUUUUUCAUUUGGAGUUGGUCCAAGUAGUGAAGAAAAGCAGUCAACAAGUGUACAUUCCUUCAAGACAUGUUGGUUGAAUGCGAUCCAGCCCAUACUACCAUUUAGUAUUACCAAUUAGGUUUUAAUUAUAAUAAAGAAUAAUACAGGUGUGUAAAAAGGUUUAAUUUUUAUUAUAUAUGAUCUUGCACGUGCUUGUGUUUAUUAAUGUAUGUGGCCCAAAGCUUAAAGGAGGGUUCAUAAGUGUAUAAUGUUUCUGUGUUUUCUGGGCUCCAGGCCAGCAGGUAAAUAUCCACGUGGGUGAAUGAGAGAGAGAGAGAGAGAGAGAGGGUACACCGAGUGUUGGGGGGCUUUGGCUGUGUAACUAAGUAUAAAUAUUUCACCUCCUUCUCCUAUUCCCUUUUGUUCAUCAUCUUAGCUGCUCAAUGGCCAACCCCUUUUAAUCCACAGCCGAACGAAUGAAACCCAGAGAGAAAGACAUCGGAGAGAUAUAAACUAGCAAAGCUCUAUUAGGAUUUACCGAAUGUGAAAGAAGAUUAUUUUUCUUUUUAAAUCUGACUAAUAUUGGAGAAAUUGGAUUAAAUGGCUGUGAAAAGGAGUGACGCAUUAUAAAAAUAUUUAUGUGAAAAUAAAAGGGGUAAGUAUGAAAUAACUAUGGAGAUGCUUACGCCAUCCUGUAAUGGAAAUGAUGAUGAAUUGUGUGAAUGUUGUGCUGCUUAACUGCUCACCAAGGUCAUGGGUUCAAAUCCCAAGGAAUUUGUAACCUGUCUUAGAUAAGGCUUCUGCGAUGCACAGUAAAUGUGCUCAUUUUAAAUGACGUUGGGUCUCUCCUGUAAAAGAGGUCCUGGUGUUCCUUGAGCUUUGGUGAAGGAUGUCACGAUUGAGCAGAGCUUGUUAAUGAACAAGCAGCAGAAGAACAGCAGAAUGCCACACAAACGAAAGAAGAACAAUGCUGAAUUUGAGAAAGUCGGUGGAGGGAAGAUGUCACGAGAUAGGUUUCCUCUGAUUGGUUCAUCGGGUGGCAAAACUGCAGGUAAAGCGAGGCCCGCUCUAUCCACUCCUCAAGGUCCCCCUCAGGUCGAAAUAAGAAGACGAGACCGUCCCCCCAUCUCCUCCGCCACCCUCCCCGACAGCAUGGCACCCUGGGAAGGCUCCUCCCACUCCGAUUCCUCCUUUGCCAGUUUCCCCACUCCACUUUCUCCCCUUCCUCCUGCUCACUCUUAUAAGCCAGUCGGUGCACGGGAGAACCAGCCCCAACCACCCCCUACUCAAAUCAAAAAUACUAAACUGGAGAAUGGGCAGAGUGCCAGGGUAAAACGUAAGCCCCUCCCGCCAAGACAUCCACCCAGACCUCCUAGGUUACCCCCUUUAAGGCAAAUCACAAGUCUGAGCUUUUCCCGUAGCUUCACAUUUUCUUUUUUUGAGCUGCCGGUUCAUCAGUCUGCACGGAACCGAGCAGAGAGACUCAAAGAUCUUACUGUGCUUUUAAAGCAGUUUCAGUACUGACGCUCAGUAAUGAGGAAAUAACACAGUAAAUCUAGUUAGAUUCAAAUUUACGAAAUACAUGCAAAUUCUGUUACCUUGAUCUUAAUUCGUGUUAAUGUAUAAAUUGGAAGAAAAAAUAUUUCCUGUUUGAGGCUUGUAAAGAUUUUUAAUGGUAAAAAUGACAAACGUUAAAGGAACAGUUCACCCCGAAAUUUGAAUGAUAAAUGAUCAAAACAAUUUAGUCAUCAUUUAUUCAUCCUCUUGUCA
Messenger RNA from Triplophysa dalaica, 1822 nucleotides. RefSeq lists its product as uncharacterized. The transcript is spliced from 3 exons. The record is from RefSeq and is a predicted model, not a curated record. The coding region runs from base 968 to 1576 and encodes 202 amino acids. NCBI's taxonomy places the organism in Eukaryota, Metazoa, Chordata, Actinopteri, Cypriniformes, Nemacheilidae.